UUCCGAUCCCACAAUCAUCACAUUUCCAAUUUUACUCUCUCACUUGAUUUCAAUCAACUCGCCGCUGUUUCUCACUUCUCGCUCGCAAAUUUCACUGUGUUCUCUGUUACAAAUGGGCUCUGUAUCGCUCAAAAUAGGAGACGGCACAGCAAGAUUCAAGAAGAGGGCUUCCAUUUGCUCCUCAGCGGUAAAUGUUCUUAUGAUCUGCUCGGUACUCACCACAAAUCUCUUUGCUUUUUACGCUUUCACACACGCCCCCAACACCCAUCAAACCCAUCUCCUACUUCACCAGACCCACAAGAACAUCUCCCUCAUCUCCGACCAAGUCUCCUUGAUCCUCAGGGAGAUCGAUUCCUCUCAGAAGAAGCUUGCCCAGGUGCAGAAACAGCUCCUAGGGCAAAGAUUCAAGAACUGGGAUCACUGAAAUGGUGGCUUCCGUCGGCCAUUCUUGUGAAAAAUCUGUGGAUUUGCUGUCACACUU
Messenger RNA from Ipomoea nil (Japanese morning glory), 481 nucleotides. RefSeq lists its product as uncharacterized. The record is from RefSeq and is a predicted model, not a curated record. NCBI's taxonomy places the organism in Eukaryota, Viridiplantae, Streptophyta, Magnoliopsida, Solanales, Convolvulaceae. Bases 113 to 424 code for a protein of 103 amino acids. The transcript is spliced from 2 exons.